Messenger RNA from Xiphias gladius (swordfish), 2314 nucleotides. It is a transcript of the gene nab1b, whose product is annotated as NGFI-A binding protein 1b (EGR1 binding protein 1). The record is from RefSeq and is a predicted model, not a curated record. Gene Ontology annotation, molecular function: transcription factor binding; transcription coregulator activity. Bases 316 to 1827 code for a protein of 503 amino acids. The transcript is spliced from 8 exons. Lineage: Eukaryota; Metazoa; Chordata; Actinopteri; Istiophoriformes; Xiphiidae. Gene Ontology annotation, cellular component: nucleus. Gene Ontology annotation, biological process: negative regulation of DNA-templated transcription.
GGGCUGGAGCAAGCGGACGCAGGCGAGCGGUCUCCGGCGUCUUCUGCUCGAUCCUGCGCGUUGGAAAUUAUCCCUCAGUUUCUUCACUUGACUCCAGACUCUUCGUUUUACGCGCCCGGCUCCUGCUGCGGGAUCUUUUCUCUGCGGGCUUUCUGGUUUGUUUGGGGGUUUUUUUUUUGUGUGUGUGCACAAAAUCAACACCCGGGGUUCGUGUUGAUAAACAGUGAGGAGGAAGAAGAAGAGGAAGAAAAGGAAAAAGAAAAGGAGGAGAAACCAGACCAGCGCGGACCAAAGGGGGCCAAAAACUCACCAGGUAUGGCGGCGGUGUUGCCGAGAACCCUGGGUGAGCUGCAGCUCUACAGGAUCCUGCAGCGAGCAAACCUGCUCUACUACUACGAGGCCUUCAUCCAGCAGGGCGGCGAUGACGUGCAGCAGCUGUGCGAGGCCGGCGAGGAGGAGUUUCUGGAGAUCAUGGCCCUGGUCGGCAUGGCCAGCAAGCCGCUGCACGUGCGCCGCCUGCAGAAGGCGCUGCGCGACUGGGUCACCAACCCGGCUAUCUUCAACCAGCCGCUCACCUCUCUGCCCGUCUGCAGCAUCCCCGUCUACAAGCUGCCCGAGGGCUCGCCCACGCUGCUCAGCGCUCAGGACCGAGCCAACACCGCCAGCGUCAAGAUGCCCAAAGGCGUCGCAGCCGCCUGCUCGGACCCGGGGAAGCUGGACGUGGCGCGGGACAAGGUGUCGGCCGGGUCGCCCCUGCAGGGCGGCAGCGAGGCGCGAUUCUGGUCAGGCCACAGCAACGACAGCGAGCACAGCCUGUCGCCGUCGGACCUCGGCUCCCCGUCCUCCCCCAGAGACGCGCUGGAGGCUCUGGAUGCGGCCGCUGUCCAGUCGGUCCUGGAGUGUGUGGACAGGAUGGCGCCUGGACUUCCCAAAACCGAUCUGGCUGAGGUUAAAGAGCAGCUGAAGAACAACAAAAAGCUAGCAAAGAUGAUCGGACACAUCUUUGAGAUGAGCGACGAUGACCCGCGGAGGGAGGAGGAGAUUCGCAAAUACAGCGCCAUCUAUGGACGCUUUGAUUCCAAGAGAAGGGACGGCAAGCACCUGACACUGCAUGAGCUGACGGUGAACGAGGCGGCAGCUCAGCUCUGCAUGAGGGACAUGGCCCUGCUUACACGUCGAGACGAGCUGUUCGGACUUGCCCGGCAGAUUUCCAGAGAGGUCACCUAUAAAUACACCUACCGCACCAGCAAGUCUCGCUGUGGAGACAGAGACGAGCCGUCCCCGAAAAGGAUAAAAACAGAGGAGAACUUCUUCGACAUCCAGGAGGCGCUGCAGGCCAUCCACAUGAGGCAGGAGAUGCUGAGGGAGCAGCUGGCCUGCGCCAAGUUGAAAGGAGAGGAAACCGUCGGGCGAAAUCUGCAGAUGCAGCUGGAGCGUCUACUGGCGAGGCAGAUGGAGAUCCUGCAGGACGCCGCCGUUCAGGAGCGACUCCAGGCUCUGGACUGGAGGAUCCCCCCCGCCGCCUUAAAGUACCUCAACGACGCCCAGAACACUAACGGAGCCGCCACCGACGCCAGCAGAGACAACCAGGAUGAACGUCCAAUCAACUUGCGGGUGGUCAGUCAAAGCAUGCAGGAAGGCGACCUCCCAUUGGGCAAGCAGCUAGCGAAUGAACUGAAGCGUCAUCACAACCACAACAACAGCAACAACAACAACAACAACGCAGACGAGACCAAAACACCAGCAACAGAAAAUGGGACGUCGCAGCGGGCACCCAGCAACGCAGAAAAGAAGACCAUCAAGUCAGAGCCGGAAGACUCCACAUAGUGCCUCCCGCCUCACCCACCCAUCACCCAACCCCCCACCCACCACCCCCUUGUACCUAUUCAUUCUACUCACACUUGACAGUAUGCAGUUAUUACCCGACAAUAGAUACUAAGCAAGCACAGCCACAGUAGAGCCUUAACAACCAAUGUUGCCUCAUGAAUAGCAUUUAUUUUUUUCUUUGAUUUUAUCUUUUUGUUUCUUUUUUUUGUUUUUGUUUUGUUUUUUGUUUUAAAAGGUAUUUGCCAAAGCACCUAGAGAGCAUGUGUAGAAGCCCCUCAGUGCUCUACAGGUCUUUGUCUGUUGAUUGAUUGUACAUGUUAGAUGUACAUGUAAUUUAAGAGUGAUCUGUUGCAGACAUUUGUAUACUCUUUACCUCUGCCUGGGUGUCAUUUUUGUUGCUUUCUUUGGACAGCCAGGUUGCAGGCUGUGAUGUCGGGGCUGAGUCUUAACUCAAAUGUAGAUUCAGAGAUUAGACAAAAGCAGAAAU